GAAAAGAAAAACGGGAUUUCUCUUUUUCUCUUAUAUAAGAUUUAGUUCCAAACGAUUAUCUGUUUCUCUGUUAAUCGACAAUGAGCGAUCAAGCGGAGGAAUUGCCUCUUAUGGCUCCCCCAUCGAUCACCGAGCCCAGCGAGAUCGACCUCGAGGCCGGCCCUGCCGAUCAAAUUCAGUGUCGAAUUUGCCUUGAAACCGAGGGUAGAGAUUUUAUUGCUCCUUGCAAGUGCAAAGGAACAUCAAAGUAUGUACACCGUGAGUGCUUAGAUCAUUGGCGAGCUGUGAAGGAAGGUUUUGCAUUUGCUCAUUGCACAACCUGUAAAGCUCCCUAUCAUUUGAGAGUUCAUGUUGCUGCUGAUAGGAAAUGGCGAACCUUGAAAUUCCGAUUUUUUGUAACUAGAGACAUUUUAUCCAUAUUUCUGGCUGUUCAACUAAUCAUUGCUUCACUGGCAUAUUUGGUGUUUCUGGUUGAUGGUUACCAGCAGUCAUGGCUCCGUCUUACAUGGGGUUUCGACAGUGAGCUUAGCUUUUAUUACAUAUGUGGAGCGUUACUAUUUUUUGCUUUUCUGGGGCUAUCAGGGUGCUUUAUUACAUGCUAUGAUCGAAGAGUCCGUCGUGAUUUGGCUCAGCCUUGUCGAGAAUUAUGCCUCUGUUGGUGUCACCCAGGAAUGUGUGCAGACUGCCGUUUACCUGGCACUCUUUGUAUGUGGACCGACUGUACUACAUGCUUUGAAAGCUGUGCUAGUGCUGCUAGUGCUGGUGAAGCAGGGCUGCCAUUAUUGUUUAUGAUGGCAUUGAUUGUUCUUGGAUUGUUUACUAUCAUUGGCAUAUUUUACAGUGUUUUGGUGGCUACAAUGGUUGGACAAAGGAUUUGGCAGCGGCACUAUCACAUUCUCUCCAAAAGAAUGCUGACAAAAGAAUAUGUUGUUGAGGAUGUCGAUGGUGAAAUGACUGGAUCUGAAUGGUCUCCUCCCCCUCUCCCACCUGAGCAUGUCCAACAGCUGAAAACGCUUGGCCUUCUGUAAGUUUAGAACUGCAUUUUUGUCAACUGACAAAAACAUCAUUUAAAUAUGGACUGGCUCCGUAUUUUGGUAUGUUAGUCUUCGCAACAGGCUAAUGAAUCCUCUUUACACCUAAAAAGUGAGUUUGAGGCAGUAAUCAAGGAAGAAGUUUUACUAUAGUUGACAUCAUUUAGUUAGAAUCAUGUGAAUAACUAUAUGUGAGAUUCUUAGUCUUCUUUUUCAGUUUCUAUUUCCUUUGAAGUUUACUGUUAGAUUCACUUCCUUGAGGAAACUAGUACAUGGAAUAUAACCAACAAAAUGCUUAAAACACAAAUUCCUUGCUAAUGAUUUCCUGCCAAAUAUUGGUAACCUAGUAGCGAACUAUUUUCUUUUCUUGUGAGUGGUUUCUUGUCUAACCUAUCUCACUCAAAUUAAGUGUGAGUUUGGAGAUCCCUUCUCCGU
This is a messenger RNA of Hibiscus syriacus, 1466 nucleotides long. RefSeq lists its product as uncharacterized. Gene Ontology annotation, molecular function: zinc ion binding. The record is from RefSeq and is a predicted model, not a curated record. Bases 81 to 1028 code for a protein of 315 amino acids. The transcript has 7 exons. NCBI's taxonomy places the organism in Eukaryota, Viridiplantae, Streptophyta, Magnoliopsida, Malvales, Malvaceae.